Molecule: messenger RNA, 1761 nt
Organism: Rhizophagus irregularis DAOM 181602=DAOM 197198
Lineage: Eukaryota; Fungi; Glomeromycota; Glomeromycetes; Glomerales; Glomeraceae
Source: RefSeq, a predicted model, not a curated record
AUUUAAACUUGCAUUUUUUUUUUUAAAAAAAAAAAUAUUCAGAUUUAUAAAUUUAUGCUUUUGAUGAUUAUUACCUGCUAUUGUAAUAAAUUCGAUUAAAUUUAACGACGUUGUGGUGUAGUUUAUGAUCUACCAACUACCAAGUUCUACCGUCUAACUAAUUUUGGAAAUUAAUUUCCUUAUUAAAGUGACGCCUAAGCUAAAAAAAAAACGCCCAAUAAUUCAAUUUUUAUUCUUGUAAAAAAAAAAAAUUGAAUAUGAAUAAGGAAAGUGAAACCCAAGUCCCAAUAGAAUCUGUAUUUAAUAAUUUAAAUAUAUCUAAUAACUCGAAAAUCAUCAACCAUAAAAAUUGUUAUAACGAAAAAUUUAAAAGACCAUGGUGUAAAGAAUGUGUUCCUUCUUGUAUAAUUGAAGGAUGGACUAGUGAAAAUCAUGAUAUUGAUGAAUUUAUUAAGGAUACAAUUUAUGAUUCAAGAUUACGUUAUAUUGAUACUAAUUAUUAUCCAUUAUUUCUUGAAUGGGUACCAUAUGAUAAAUUUGAAGAUAUAAAACAAAUUGGAGUGGGUGGAUUUGCAAAAGUAUAUUCUGCGACAUGGAUUGAUGGUCAAGUAAAAUAUAAAAGACAAGAUGAUGGAAGUUGGAAAAAAGUAAAUUCUGAACCUAUAAAAGUUGCUUUAAAAAUGUUAAAUGGAUCACAAAAUAUGUCAGAUGAAUAUUUAAAUGAGCUUAAAACUCAUUGGAAAUUAAAUAAAUCUUAUAAGAGUUUAUUAACAUUUUAUGGAAUGACUAAAGAUCCUGAAACUAAAGAAUUUAUAAUGAUUACACAAUUUGCAGAAAAAGGAAAUUUGAGAAGUUUUCUUUCAAGUUAUUUUCAUAAGGAUUUUCAUAGUGGAAAUAUAUUAUUGAUUGAUGAUUGGUCUUAUAUUUCAGAUUUUGGAUUAUCUGGUUCAUCAAAUGAACAAAAAUCAGAUAAUAAAAUAUGUGGAGUAUUACCAUAUAUCGCUCCAGAAGUUUUGAAUGGUGAACCAUAUACUUUGUCUUCUGAUAUUUAUAGUUUUGGUGUAAUUAUGGCUGAAUUAUCAUCUGGUAAACCUCCUUUUCAUAAAAGAAAACAUGAUGCUACUUUAGCAUUAGCAAUAUGUAAUGGUCUCAGACCAGAAUUUGGAAAAGGAACUCCUGAAGUUUAUAAAAAAUUAGCUUAUAGUUGUAUGAAUUCCACUCCAAAUCAAAGACCAACAGCAAAUGAUUUAUCUGGUAUAUUAAUUUUUUGGUAUGAUUGUAUUCAUAAUGAAAGUUAUAAAGAAAGAGAAAAAUUCGGUUAUAAAGUAAAAGAUAUUAAAGCAAUGUUUGAAGAAGCUAAUAAAGAAAUACCAAAUAUUUCAACUUCAUAUGAGAUGGACUCUGAUGCUGCUUAUACUAGUAGAGUAUUUACAUUUAAUAAUUUAUCAAAAUCUAAUAAUUCACCUAUCGUUACUUCUUACUCAAAUAGCAGUGAAGAAAAUGAUAAAGAUUGUCAAGAUUCUCAAUUAUUUGAUUUGGAGAUUUCUUAAAAAGUAAGGGGAAUUUUUAAAGUUUAAAAUAUAGUAGAAUGUGUAGUCGUGCAAUACGAAAGAAUAUUAUUAAUCAUUAAGCAUAAGACUAAUUUUAACCCGGGAUGAUUUAACCUGGUAAUUUUAUAUGAAAAUUUAUUAAUUAUAAAAUCACAUGGUCACGACUGUCUUAACAUUUCACAUAUUAUUUAUUUGUUUAUCAAAACAUCAC